Molecule: messenger RNA, 2639 nt
Organism: Rana temporaria (common frog)
Lineage: Eukaryota; Metazoa; Chordata; Amphibia; Anura; Ranidae
Product: vomeronasal type-2 receptor 26-like
Exons: 5
Coding region: 492-2639 (715 amino acids)
Biological process (GO): G protein-coupled receptor signaling pathway
Cellular component (GO): membrane
Molecular function (GO): G protein-coupled receptor activity
Source: RefSeq, a predicted model, not a curated record
CACUAUAUGACCCGUGUGUACAUAUAUGAAUUGUUAUGUCAUUGUGUGAUGUGUAUAUAUAUAUAUAUGAAUGUUUUACUAUCUAGUUAUGUAUCAAUUGCUACGUGCCAUGUCAUGUUCUGAUGAUAAUAAUCAUGUUUACAUUUUUUCAAGUUGCUGGUCCUAUGGAGCAAUACACACGGCCACCAAUCCCACCAUAGAUCUGCAGUUGAAAUGUGUUCUACAUUUUGUCAUAAAUAGUUUCUGCUUGAACCCUUGUCCUGUAGACCAAUGAAAAACUCUCCAUUUUCUGCAGGGUUUACCGGAGAGAAUACAGACAUCUCCUGGCUUUUAUAUUUGCUAUUGAUGAGAUAAAUCGCAGUCCAGAUAUUCUUCCCAACAUAACUCUGGGAUAUCAUGUGUAUGAUUCUUGUGGACAUGUGAAUAAAGCUAUAAAAGACGUUCUACAGAUAUUGUCUGGACAUACAAAGGAAGCUCCAAAUUAUUCCUGUAUGGAGCGGGGUGCCCUGGCUGGUUUCAUUGGAGAUCUCCAUUCUGACACCACUCUCCAAAUGGCCCAGCUGCUGAGUCUAUAUGGUUACACCCAGAUUAGUUAUGGAGCCAGAGAUACUUUGCUGAGUGAUAGAAAGAUGUAUCCAAACUUUUUCCGGACAGUUCCGGAUGAUGAGAUGCAAUAUGUGGCCAUAGCAAAGUUACUGGAAAGGUUGAAGUGGAACUGGGUCGGGAUCCUUACAUCUGAUGAUGAAUACGGAGAGAGGGAGAUCCGACAUCUCAGCAAACAUUUAUCUGAUCAUGGAAUUUGUAUUGAAUUCAAGAUUCUGGUGUCUGUAAAGAAUUAUAAUAAAAUUCCUCCAGAGCUGCGGAGCUCAACCACGGAAGUUCUUAUUAUCUGUGGCUCAGUUAGUCUGACUUAUUACAAGUUUUUGUAUUAUAAUGUCCCUUAUUACACGGAGAAAACUUUUAUUAUACCAGAUUCUUGGUCAAUGGGUGAAGUGUUUUUUGGUCUCAGUAACUGCAGCUUGGCGUUUACAUUCCCCCAUCUCUACAUAAAGGAAAUGCUGGAAUAUUUUUAUAAUAUUUAUUCAUCCAGCCGCCCAAAUGACCCCCUGAUGGAGGAUAUUCUCAUAACUGAAUAUAAAUGCUUUUCAAAAAACCAAAUGAAAAAUUUCCUCAUUCCACUCACAUUUAGACGUCCUCUUAGGGACUGCGGUGUGAUGACACUUCCACUUGGUUUAUCUUUUCCUGAUGAGAAAACAUCCUAUAGAGUGUAUAUCUCAGUCUACAUUUUGGCUCAAGCAUUACAUGACAUGGAUUUCUCUUUAAAAAUAAAUAACAAACAAUCUGAAAUAAAUCCACACACACUAAAGUAUAAGCUGUCCCGCUAUGUAAAAGAAGUCCAGUACAAGGAUCCGAAUGGCGAGGUCAUGAUUUUUAAUGAUAAAGGAGAACUGCCCAGACCAUUGGACAUUGUAAAUUGGAUUACAAGAAUUAAAGGUAGAAAUAUCACUGAUUGGAUGCAUGUGGGUCACUUUGAUGGGUCCCUUUCAGAGGGUCAGCAACUUACACUAGAACCAGAGCUAAUAUCAUGGAAAGGAGACAAGGUCCCAAGAGGUCAAUGCUCCGAGGAAUGUCUUCCGGGGUUCAGAAAAUCUGUAAGAGAAGGAUAUCACCCAUGUUGUUAUAAUUGUGCUCCGUGUUCAGAAGGAGAAAUAUCAAACCAAUCUGACAGUGAACUCUGCAAGAAGUGUCCUGAAAAUGAAUGGCCUAACAAAGCUAAAACUAUUUGUAGUGACAAGGUCAUAGAGUAUUUAUCAUACGAGGAGGACAUUCUAGUUUUAUUUUUUUCUAUAACUUCAGUCAUAUUUGCUACAACAUCUCUCCUUCUACUUGGACUAUUUGUUUGGUUUCGGAGCACUCCCAUAGUCAGAGCCAAUAACCGGAACCUCAGCUUCAUUCUGCUCCUCUCCCUCAUACUGAGCUUCCUUUCUGUAUUCCUGUUCCUUGGCCGUCCUGUGGAUAUUACCUGUAUGCUGCAACAAGUCACUUUUGGAGUUCCCUUCACCAUCUCAGCAUCUUCUAUCCUCGCCAAAACCAUCAUGGUCUUCAUUGCUUUUAAAGCCACCAGACCUGGAAGCUCUUGUAGAAAAUGGGUGGGAGUCAAACUUCCCAAUACAGUCAUGUUAUUCUGCUCAUCCAUUCAGGUUAUGAAUUGCAUUCUCUGGUUGUCCAUCUCUCCACCAUUUCAGGAGUAUGACAUGGACUCCUAUCCUGGGAAGAUCAUCAUUCAGUGUAAUGAAGGGUCAGUUAUCGGCUUCUACUCUAUGUUGGGUUAUAUGGGGUUUCUGGCAGCUGUGAGUUUUCUUCUGGCUUUCAUGGUGAGGACAUUACCGGACAGUUUUAAUGAGGCCAAGUACAUCACCUUCAGCAUGCUGGUGUUCUGCAGUGUCUGGAUUGCCAUGAUCCCGGCCUAUCUGAGCACCAGAGGGAAAUACAUGGUGGCUGUGGAGAUAUUCGCCAUACUGACCUCCAGUGCUGGAAUAUUAUUGUGUAUGUUUUCUCCAAAACUCUACAUUUUACUUUUCAAACCUGAACUGAACACAAGAGGGACAAUGCUGGGGAAGAGAAUGAUGGAAAUGUAA